AUGAAAGAUUACAAGUCAGCGUUGCAGUCACAUCAACAUGCUCUUCAAAUCAGAAUAAAAGUGUUUGGAGAAGACCAUUCUGACACUGCUCUAAGUUAUUACAACGUUGGAGUCACACAACAUGAGAUGAAAUAUUACAAGUCAGCAUUAGAGUCUAAACAAAAAGCUCUUCAAAUCAGAUUAAAACUGCUUGGAGAAAAUCAUUCUGACACUGCUCUAAGUUAUGACAAUAUUGGAAACACACAACAUGAGAUGAAAGAUUACAAGUCAGCGUUGGAGUCACAUCAACAUGCUCUUCAAAUCAGAUUAAAACUGUUUGGAGAAGACCAUUCUGACACUGCUAGAAGUUAUCACAGCAUUGGAAUCACACAGCAUGAGAUGAAAGAUUACAAGUCGGCAUUAGAGUCCAAACAAAAAAGCUCUUCAAAUCCGAUUAAAACUGUUUGGAGAAAAUUAUUCUGA
Molecule: messenger RNA, 462 nt
Organism: Paramuricea clavata
Lineage: Eukaryota; Metazoa; Cnidaria; Anthozoa; Malacalcyonacea; Plexauridae
Source: the annotation of a GenBank genome assembly